This is a messenger RNA of Aspergillus calidoustus, 177 nucleotides long. Lineage: Eukaryota; Fungi; Ascomycota; Eurotiomycetes; Eurotiales; Aspergillaceae. The record is from the annotation of a GenBank genome assembly.
AUGGGUAAGGUUCACGGAUCUCUCGCUCGUGCGGGUAAGGUUAAGUCUGCGACUCCUAAGGUCGAGCCCCAGGAGAAGAAGAAGCUCCCCAAGGGCCGCGCCAUGAAGCGCCUCAAGUACACUCGUCGUUUCGUCAACGUCACCAUGACCGGUGGCAAGCGGAAGGUACGUUUUUGA